Durusdinium trenchii is the source of this 978-nucleotide messenger RNA. The record is from the annotation of a GenBank genome assembly. Lineage: Eukaryota; Dinophyceae; Suessiales; Symbiodiniaceae.
AUGUCCUGCUGGAUAGACGCCCCUGCGCCAACUCAGCACGAGAACAACCGGGUCUUGGGCCUGAGUGUGUCAGAUGGAUCGGUGGUUUUCAAAUUUGCGCCCUACACGACCGUCUACAACUUCCAGGCUUCCACGCAACAUGAUGGAAGCUUCGUCUUUCAAGACGUCACCGGCGCAGUGUAUCGGGUCACCCUCGAGGGAAAGCUGGUUUGGUAUGGCGGCGCGAUUGAUCCAAAGAGCGCCAGCACAGCAGCCGCCGUGAUCUCCGAGGGCAAAGUUUAUGCAGUUUGCAACGUUGGUGGCGGCAUGAAGGAAGGCAUGUCAGAAGGCAAAGGCCAUUUGCAUGCGUAUGACUAUGUCACGGGGAGGAAGCUUUGGUGGCAAGAGCUGCCCUAUGAGGGUAACCAAGCAGUGGCGGUUGGCCAGCUACCUGGAGCGAAAGGCCUCUCAUUGGUGAUGGGGAUGGGAAAGAAUCCGGGCAUCCCUUGGUUCAUGUUGGUUGCCAAGAUCUUGCCCUCUUGGAUGGUGCCAUGGACCUAUCCCAUCUAUGCACUCACGUUGCGCUACCCCCACUGGUUUGCUUGGCCACAAAAUCGUGCGAUUUUGGCAUUUGAUGCGGAGACGGGUGAUCUUCAGUGGUGGCACGAGCUGCCAGCCUACCAGAAGUUGGCCAGCGAGGGAGACAACGAGAAGUUCCUCGAGCGGUACCAGGGGUGGACCAAUAACCCCAACAACGAGCCGGUUUGUAUGCCGGAUGCUAACUCUCAGCCAGUGAUCGAUGGUGCUGGAACCGCAUUUGUCCCCUUCCAAGAUGGCCACGUCUACGCAGUGCGGGAUGCGAAUGGCGAUGGCAAGAUCUCGCCAGACGAGGUCCAGUCGCACCACGUGGGUGACGCCUUCCAAGCCUCUUUGGCAAUGGCCCCGAAGAUGUUGGUCGCUCUCGACUGCCAGGGCCGCCUCAAGGUCUUCAAGGACUGA